GAAGCGCAACUGAAAGCAGCGUUGAGCGACGUCAAUUUGUCCGGGUUGGUCACGAUUUUUGAGUCCGUUACACCGCCACGAUGACCACUUGGUCGUCUAUCAGUAGUGGUUUGCGGCACGCCCACAAUCCUGUGGUGUUCUUUGACGUAUCAGUGGGCGACACGCCCCUGGGUCGGAUGCUGUUCGAGUUGUACGCUGAUCUGUGCCCGAAAACGGCAGAGAACUUUCGUCAAUUGUGCACGGGCGAGUUCAAGAAGAACGGUAUUCCUCAAGGUUACAAAGGCGCCAUCUUCCAUCGGGUCAUCAAGGAUUUCAUGAUACAGGGCGGGGAUUUUGUGAACAAUGACGGGACGGGCGUGACCUCGAUCUACGGCGGAGGUCCUUUUGAGGACGAGAAUUUCAAACUCAAGCACGAUGCACCCGGUGUCUUAUCCAUGGCCAAUUCCGGAAAGGACACCAAUGGAUGUCAGUUCUUUAUCACGUGUGCCAAGUGCGAUUUUUUGGACAAAAAGCACGUGGUCUUCGGUCGUAUUAUUGAUGGCCUGCUGGUCAUGAGAAAGAUUGAAAAUGUGCCCACGGGACCUAACAAUAAACCCAAGAUUACGGUCACCAUUUCCCAAUGCGGUCAAAUGUGAAUGAACCUGAUUUUGACCAAGACCAUUCAUGGCAGCCCUGUGACAAAGAGACAGACGGCGACUUUACUAGCGUUUUGAAUGUCCCACCCUUUUGGGUAGGUAUUAGGGUGGCUAAAAGUGUGCUGGAAAAUACAUGUAUUUAUUUUUGCCUCAAAGUUUGCAAAAUUUGUCAGCGGUCGAGCGCUCCUUUUUGGACUCCAAAUUCAUAAAAAUUCUCUUAAUUUUACACACGAUGAAAUAAAUCGACUAAGGCAUGUUCUUGGUAACAAUCAAA
This is a messenger RNA of Tigriopus californicus, 909 nucleotides long. RefSeq names its product peptidyl-prolyl cis-trans isomerase H-like. Gene Ontology annotation, molecular function: peptidyl-prolyl cis-trans isomerase activity. Bases 81 to 635 code for a protein of 184 amino acids. The transcript has 2 exons. Gene Ontology annotation, biological process: protein peptidyl-prolyl isomerization; protein folding. Gene Ontology annotation, cellular component: intracellular membrane-bounded organelle. The record is from RefSeq and is a predicted model, not a curated record. NCBI's taxonomy places the organism in Eukaryota, Metazoa, Arthropoda, Copepoda, Harpacticoida, Harpacticidae.